GAAACCGAAACGCCACCAACCAACCAAACAAACAAACGCCACCGGAUAAAGGAAAAAAAAAAAGUAAGCGAUGCUCCUGACGCGCGCCUCCCCCACCUUCCUCCCCUCCACCUCCGCCGCCUCGCCCUCGCCGCAGGCGCCCCCGGCGCCGAUCUUCGGGAGGAGCCACCGCCGUGGCGUCGUCCAGCUGGUGUCCUCUUGUUCUCCGGUGGCCGGGCAGCGCAGUGGCAGUGCGGCCAGGAGGUCCGUGAUGGCGGCGGCCGGAGCGGUCCCGGCGGCGAAGCUGGAGGACGCCGACGCGCUCAUCGACUCCGUCGAGACGUUCAUAUUCGACUGCGACGGUGUGAUUUGGAAGGGCGACAAGCUGAUCGAUGGAGUGCCAGAGACGCUCGACAUGCUCAGAUCAAAGGGCAAGAGGCUGGUGUUUGUGACGAACAACUCGACCAAGUCGAGGAAGCAGUACGGGAAGAAGUUUGAGACGCUUGGACUAAACGUCAAUGAGGAAGAGAUCUUUGCCUCCUCGUUCGCAGCUGCUGCAUACCUGCAGUCCAUCGAUUUCCCCAAAGACAAGAAGGUUUAUGUGAUUGGAGAGGACGGGAUUCUGAAGGAGCUGGAGCUGGCUGGAUUUCAGUACCUCGGCGGGCCAUCCGAUGGGGACAAGAAGAUAGAGCUGAAGCCUGGAUUUUACAUGGAGCAUGACAAAGAUGUUGGAGCAGUUGUUGUCGGAUUUGAUCGCUAUUUUAACUACUACAAAGUACAGUACGGGACUCUCUGCAUUCGUGAGAAUCCAGGUUGCCUUUUCAUUGCAACUAACCGGGAUGCAGUUACCCAUCUUACUGAUGCCCAAGAGUGGGCAGGUGGAGGAUCAAUGGUUGGUGCAAUCCUUGGUUCAACUAAACAAGAACCACUCGUCGUCGGAAAGCCGUCAACAUUCAUGAUGGACUACCUGGCAAAGAAGUUUGGAAUCACCACAUCUCAGAUAUGCAUGGUUGGUGACCGUUUGGAUACCGACAUCUUGUUUGGCCAAAACGGAGGCUGCAAAACUCUUCUGGUUCUUUCAGGUGUCACUUCUGUGCAGAUGCUUCAGAGCCCCGACAACUCGAUCCAGCCAGAUUUCUACACAAACCAAAUAUCUGAUUUUCUCACCCUCAAAGCAGCAACUGUCUGAAGAAAUGGGAAGGAGCUGUGUUUUAGAUGGGCAAGGCCCCUUACUUUUGUUUUAGGCGGCAUCCGACAAUUUUUAGCAACCAACACCAAAGGUGCUUUUCUUUGCACAUUGUUUUGUAACCGCGAGACAUAUGCUUUAUACUAUUAUAUGUAACACAAGUGCAUAUCAAUGUCAAUAAUGAGCAAACAUAAUUGUUUCUGAUAAAGAGAAUGGCAAUCAAGUACAUACAUAAGCUUUAAGUCAACACGGAGUGAGCAAAAGAAAGGGGCAAGCAGAGAUAUGCUGUUAUUCACGAGACUGAUUACCAGGCAUGGGAAAAUAUGAACACAAAUAGAACAGCCAACACAAUCUGAUUCUUCUUUUCCGUGCGGAACAAACAAAUUUCUUAAAGAGAAGCAUUACUGCCCAACCUCUGAGCUUUGGUAGCAUUUCUAGGUGGUAUGUAUUUCACGUAGACCUUUACAGGUAACCGUGCCCAACCUCUGAACUUUGACAGUAUUUCCACGUGGUAUAUAUUUCACUUUGACCUUCCCAG
Molecule: messenger RNA, 1703 nt
Organism: Oryza brachyantha (malo sina)
Lineage: Eukaryota; Viridiplantae; Streptophyta; Magnoliopsida; Poales; Poaceae
Product: phosphoglycolate phosphatase 1A, chloroplastic-like
Exons: 11
Coding region: 71-1168 (365 amino acids)
Molecular function (GO): phosphatase activity
Source: RefSeq, a predicted model, not a curated record